AUGGCAAUAGCUUUAAUAUUGCUUCCCGCUAUAUUGAUUACUAUUCCUUUCUCCGUUGUGGAAACGACUGCCCUAGAUACUUCGGUGCAAUCUGGGACUGGGACUGGGACGGGGACGUUUUGUACCGAUCAGCAGAACCUGCAGGUCCAGAAGCCUCUUCCCUGUGAAGUGGAAGAGCUGAAGCUCAAAGUCGCUCGAUUAGAGUCGAUUCUUGAAGAAAGAUCUAGACUUUCGAAUGCCCAAAGCUUAUAUAUCAGGGAUAUUGAGAAGAAAAUUGAAGAGUUUACUCUUGAAAUUGACCGUCUAAGAGCCAUUUUGUCAGGCUUCGAGGUUGAUUCCUUGCGUGCAAAUCAAAGGCUUGAUGCUCUUGAAAAAGAGGUUCGACCUCUUUGGGAUGCCUCUCGGAGGAACAACUUUGAGAUUCAUAGUUUGGAGCUUAAAGCAUUAGAUGCUGAGAGAAGAUUGAAACUUGUUACUUCACAAGUUGAAGAGAUGGCUGAAAUCGUAUCUGAACAGUGGAUUCAAAUUCAGCAACUUGAGCAAGCUGUUCACAUGGCAGAGAUGAGAAUGUUGAAAUAUAAAAGAGAAGUAAGAUGGAAUAGAUGUCCAUUUGUGAAGUUCAUAAAAACUACUUUUGCCCCUUAUUUCAAAAUGUUAAAGGGGAUUUUGGAUCCCUAUCUCACACCAGCUUGGGGCUACUGCAAGUCUCAUGUUUUGAAAACCUUCACAGCUGCAAAGCUUUAUCAUCACCAGUUGCAAGGUUUUGUAAAGCAGUCAAUGGUAGGCAAUGAUCUCACGGCAGCCCUUGCUCAUGAGGAAGUGAUUUUUUUCUUGGCGUCAGCUCUGGUGGCUUUUCCCUUGCCAAAUUUUCAUUCAAGCGUGAAUGCUAUCUUGGGAUUCGCCUAA
Molecule: messenger RNA, 906 nt
Organism: Fraxinus pennsylvanica
Lineage: Eukaryota; Viridiplantae; Streptophyta; Magnoliopsida; Lamiales; Oleaceae
Source: the annotation of a GenBank genome assembly